Messenger RNA from Brassica napus (rape), 1001 nucleotides. RefSeq lists its product as uncharacterized. The transcript has a single exon. The record is from RefSeq and is a predicted model, not a curated record. The coding region runs from base 268 to 738 and encodes 156 amino acids. Lineage: Eukaryota; Viridiplantae; Streptophyta; Magnoliopsida; Brassicales; Brassicaceae.
AAAAAAACAGAUUUCCCUUUUUUCUUUCACUUCGUCGGAAAAUUCCAGCCAAUCUCGAAAAUCAACACACGAACAGCUGUUUCCGUAAUUCCGUAUCCUAUUUUUACUUUUCAUCCACCCAUUAUUUUAUUUUUUUAAUUCAUCGUCAUGAUCUCAUUGCAAAACAUAACCAGAAUCAAUGAAGCAAUUCUCACUAGAUUCUAUUUUCUCUGAGACGGUUAUCUCGUUUGCAAUCUGAAGAUCACUUUUCUCUCUUUGUGUUUCGUUAUGAUACUGCAAUCGCCGUUAUUGGCAUCGGAACAAAGAACCUCUCUGCCGACGAUGAGCAAACACGCGGAGAGGAGAAAAGUAGGAGAGGUAGCGGGGGGAGCGGCGGCGGAGUGUGCGGCGGUGUGGUGCUGCUGCCCUUGCGCGGUGGUGAACCUCGUCGUUCUCGCCGUGUACAGGGUUCCCGCGGCGGUUUGCAAGAAAGCGUGGAGACGAAGCAAACGGCGGCGUUUUAUGACGACGAAACGGCACGGUUUGCUUGCGGAAGGGAGUCAGAGCACCGUGCACGCUAGAUUGAAGGAGGAAGAUCCAACGGCUGAGAUUAUUGUUUUGGAAGAAAGUGCAGUGAAUGUGAAUGUGAAUGUGAAUGUGAAUGGGGAGUUAAACGACGUUACGGUGCUUGAGGGUGAAAUGUUGGAACGGUUUUACGGGACGGGGUUUUGGAGAAGCUUGUCAAAGCGGAACACGUGAUAACCAAUUCUUUGCAAAAAAUAAUACAGUAGCAAUUAAUUAUCUAAUUUGAUAAUAUAUAUGUGUAGCAAAUGUGGCUUUAGUUAUCAUGUGGGUGUGUGUGAAUGAAUAGAAGUAAGAGUUAUUAACACUCCUGAGCAGUUUUAUGUUUUUAUUUACAUUUCCAAGGCAGUUAAUGUUACUAGGGUAGUUUUUCAUAUGAAAAGUCUUUAUUUAUCUUUGAAAAAGAUAACUCCCCUUUAACUAUUGAAUUUGGCGCUGGU